This is a messenger RNA of Amyelois transitella, 4092 nucleotides long. RefSeq names its product transmembrane protein 214 (gene Tmem214). The record is from RefSeq and is a predicted model, not a curated record. Lineage: Eukaryota; Metazoa; Arthropoda; Insecta; Lepidoptera; Pyralidae. Gene Ontology annotation, cellular component: endoplasmic reticulum; Golgi apparatus. Bases 106 to 2094 code for a protein of 662 amino acids. The transcript is spliced from 10 exons.
UCAAUUUUUUUUUGAUGUGCUGUUUGAUUUUGACGUGUAACUUGUCGCUUUCUGCGCUAUUUACAAAUUAUUAUUCUUAACAAAUUUAUUAUAAAACCUAAAAAUAUGUCGAAUGGUCAAUGGGAAGUUGUCGGGAAGGGCAAGAAGUCUCAAAAUGGUAAAAUCAAAAAUAAGGAAGAAGAAAAGAAGUCAUUUAAAAACGGUCCAAAACUUGAGGACAUUAUGCCUCAUUCUCAAAUAAAGUCCUUUUAUGCUGGAAUGGAGAUCGAUGAUGAUAGAAAACCCGCAAAGGAAAACAAAAAUGGUUCAAAGAAAAAGAAGACUCAAGAGAAAAAAGCGGAGCCCCCAAAACCUAAACCACCAAAAACUAUAGAGGCAGCUUUUGAAGCUAUGGACCCGGCUGAGCUGGCCAAUAUAAUAGCAACAAACAAAAUACGCUUCUCAAACGCCCCACUAGUGUGGUUGAAGGAGGUUGCCAGUUUCCUCAACUCCAAGACCCAGAUUGAAGUUGAAGACCCAACAUUUACCAAUUACCCUCCAACAUAUCCUCUUUCUACGUUACCUACAGAAAUCAGGACCAGUCUGGAGAAUGUAUUGCAGGACGCUGGAAAGGCUAAUGCUCAGUUGUUCUUUGACGUCACUCUUACCGCUCUUGCCAAUGACAUGAGCAGAGGUCAAUCAGUGAAUGGCCAUAGACUACUUCUGCAAAUGCUGGCAAAUGACUACCCAGAGUUCUGCAUCGCUUCUGUGCAGAAGAGCGCGAGUCUACGCAACUCGUACCAAAACAGACCACCCAUAGGGUUGUCCCUCCUUUGGGCGUUCGGUCAAGGCGGUUUGACUGACUUUUCUGUGGGUUUGAAAGCUUGGCAAGAGCUAUUCCUGCCUAUAAUAGAAUUGAAGAACUACUCCAAAUUCGUGGUGGUAUACCUAUCGAACCUUCUGGAUAGACACGCCGAGAUGGACAACAAAGUGAGCUUGGACCAGCUAUUGACCAUGUGCGAUAUGGUCAAUAGUAAACGGAAUAGUCUGCCGAAGGAUUUGUCAAGUGACCUUAUACAGCAAUUAACUAAAUAUAAGGAUAUGUACUUCAGUAGAAGUGGCAAUAGGUUACAAGUGACCUUCAAUCAGAUUAUGAAGAAGCUUCCUAACCAGUUCCUCACGAGUUACAACCUCGACUCCUACACCAGGGUGUUGGUUGAGAGCUUGGUGGAUUGUCUGGAGAAGGAUGACUCCUGCAAUGCCACCUGGAGGCAGUUGUUCCAUAGGUGUACGAAGCAGUCGGCCACUCUUCUAGAUUUUAUAAAUAGCAACUGGGAAGAACUAAGUUCAAAACUGAAGAAAAAGUCAUUGAAGAUUACAGUAACGGAAUACAAAUUAGUUAGUGCUGAUGCUUUGAAAGGAAAAAAAAAGGACGAAACUGUUAUCAAGGCUAACAAAAUAUGCCAGGAUAUUCUAGACAGAAUGACGAGUACUAGAAGGUUCCCUUGGCUUUGGGCUAGCUUCCUGCUGCUCAUCAGUAUAGGUGGGCUGGUGUCUUACGAUGUAUAUAGAGUGGGCGGCAACUUCCCUAAAAGUGCUUCUGGCAAAAUCCUCAACGACUUGGGCGUGUUGGAACACAGUCAACGCGCUUGGCAGAAGACGUUAUCGACGUCGGCAAGAGGAUAUCUCUGGGUCGAAACCAACGCUCCUAUUUACUACGCCCAAACUGUAGAAAUAUGCAAACCGUACGCGGAACUAUCUAAGGACGUGUUCACCGUUGCAUACAAGAAGACAGGCAUAUUAUAUGGAAAUCUGAAGGAUUAUAUUAUAGAGAAGACACCUGUUGUUGUUGCAACUAUAGAGCAUUACGCUCCCGGGCUUGUAGAUAGUGUUCAGGGUUAUGCGUCAUCAGGAUAUGAAGUUGUGAAGAAGUAUUCGAGCGAAUAUUAUCAGUUCACCGCUGAUUAUCUGAAGACAAAAGUUUUUGUUGGCGAGUGGGCGCCCGAGAUCCUGCAAACCAAAACGCAGACCGCCCUGAACGUGACUAGGGAUCAUAUGACCACAUACUUCCACUGGUUCCGGCAGCAGGUCAACAUAUACUCGGAGAUACCCUGAAGAGUGGUGUAACUCAUUGUAAUGUUUCUGUCGUGUGCUGAUGGAGGAAUAUAUUUUUAUUACAUUUGAAAUUAAGUUAUUAAGGACAAAUGCGACUAGAAGGCAAAGCGCUGUCAUAAAAAUAAAGGUAUGUGUACAUACGUCUUGAUUUAAUUAUCGUAAAUUAUAAUUAUCGUAAAUUAAACGUAAAAAUUGUGAAACCCCAUAUACAUGAACAACACACCAUUCUAAACUAGAAUUAGUGAAAAAAAGUAGUUUGUACCUCAGAUCAUUGAAAUAUAACAAGAGUUGAUUACAUUAUGAAUUAUGAAAAUCCCUAACAAAGUAUUUAUAGAAUUUCAGUAGCAUUUGCCCUUGUUAACUUUAAAUGAAUUUUCUUUAUUGUAAGCCAACAACAUCUUUGGCAAUGCGUGAACAUUAAAAGCUGUGUUCACAUGAUAUUGUGUAUUUCAUAUUGUAAAUAUUUUGCCUCUCUAUUCUUUGUUCUUAUGGCCUCUUGGAGUUGGAUGACUUUAUUAAAACUAACACUAGACAUCUUUCUCGCUCUAGCAAAUGACGAUAAUGAGUGACAGAAGAUGAUGGCAAUUUUCUAGGUUGCCAUCCUUUUCUGUCAGUCAUUCAUAUGCUGGAGCGAGUAAGACACGAGUGCGUGAGCUGCAUAAUGUGGUCCAAACCUUAUUCAUUUCCCUUUUUAAUUUAAUGUCAAGCCCUGAUUAAAUCCUUUAUCUAUUUCAAAUCUUAUUCUAUUUAAAUGGAAGGAGUUUGCUUUACGGUGGAUACCUGUGGAUUUACUAAGGGCUGUAUUAAUUUUCAAUAUAUUCAUGCACAAAUUAUUUAAUUUAUAAAACCACCCUCCAUCCACACAUGUCUCUUAUGAAACCCCGAGAUUAUAUUUAUCCAGUAAAAUUCAGUACAAUAUUGUUCAUGAUUUUACAACGAACAAUCAUUUUAUUCAAUGCAAUAAUGUCAUAUCAUCAGAAAAUGUAUUUUUAAAUCAUGUCAUGACAAUUUUUUUUAAAUUAUUUUGUAUUUUAUCGAAAUCUAUGAAAUCAGUAUUGGAUACAAAUGUUACAUUCCUUCUCGCAUUUAUAAGGCGUUGUACACAGUUGGCCAAGGCAUUUAAGCCAAUAUUGAAUUAGAGACAUGAGCUAAUAUCAGAUUAAAAGUAUACCUGGCAUCAUUCUGAAUUUGGUAUAAUAUUGUGACAUAUUUUUAUUGCAAAUAAAAAUACCUACUAAUGUUGGUUAAUAUAUUCAUGUGCUGGUGACCAACAUUGGCCCAACGCUUUGGCCAAUAUGUAUAGUGACCUACCAAGUUACCCUUGGGUUUUCAUUCUAUUUUGUAUAUUAACUCCCAAUGAAAUAACUAUAACUGGAGCAUGUAGCUGUAAGUUUGUAGUACCUAUAUUUAUUGUUUGAGAGUUUGUGUUUAGAUUACAGAAUUUUUAUAAAAGAGGAAUGAAUUUCAGUGUGUUGGCGGUCUGACAAAUAUUUCCAAAAGUCUAUUCAAAUAAAUUCGAAACAAGUAAAAAAUUGGCGUUUCAUAGUUACCAUUGAGGGAUUCUGUAUGGAAAGUAGAAUAGUUUUUAUUUGGCUAUAAACUAUUGAAAAUUUUAAGUGUUCAAAAAUUAAGACUUUCUCAUUAAACUAAAUAAAUGAUCAUUCAUAUUGAAAACAUUUGUUUGUGCCAAAAUAUUACUCAUUUUCAGUACAUCUAAAAAACUACACAGGACAAAAAUCGCGUAAAAAGUGCAGUUAAUUACGUUACCGCGCGAAUUUUCCGUAUCCUUUAGACAUCGUGAGGAACCUUCAUACUAAAUUUCAAAUCUCUAGAGGCAGUGUGUUGUCUUGUCAGUCGGUGACUCAAUAACCGAAAAGUUUUAUACUAAUAGCUUGUACAAUGGUUUUGGAAUUAUGUUUGUCAGGCUGGCCAUAUCUGACAAGUAAUGUUAUGUGCUGAAUAACUGUAAGGAGUCACAAUGAAAAUAUUGUUAGUGAA